This is a messenger RNA of Mangifera indica (mango), 849 nucleotides long. RefSeq names its product photosystem I reaction center subunit N, chloroplastic-like. Gene Ontology annotation, cellular component: chloroplast photosystem I. NCBI's taxonomy places the organism in Eukaryota, Viridiplantae, Streptophyta, Magnoliopsida, Sapindales, Anacardiaceae. The transcript has 3 exons. The coding region runs from base 245 to 757 and encodes 170 amino acids. The record is from RefSeq and is a predicted model, not a curated record. Gene Ontology annotation, biological process: photosynthesis.
AAAGUAAUGGUCUACACAAACCUUUGGAUUGCAAUCAGCCACAAGUGCCUAGGUUUACCAAUAGGGGUGAGGCAAUCUCACCCAAUCCAAACUCCAUCCACAAUCUUUUAUCCCCAUUCAACAUCCUUCAACAUCAUCACUCUUCGUCAAACAUCCUCAAUCUCAUAAAACCAAAUUACUCUUUAAGCCUCAACCAUUUUUUCCGUCUCUUCGGUUUUCAUUUUUUUGCGAUAUUUUGGGCUCAAUGGCAGCCAUGAACUCUGGUGUUUUGGCCUGCAGCUAUGCCAUUUCUGGCGCUGCGGUAUCCACUGACCUCAAUUCAAAGUUUGCUUCAAUGCCUUCUGGGGCAUCUCCAAACCUCAACAAGCUGCCUGUGAUCAGGGCUCAAAUGGCUUCUGCGCCAAAACGACCAAAAGGAAAUGAAGCAACAAGAGCUGCAAUGGCGAUUUUAGCAGUUACCCUUUUCACAACAAGUGUUGCUUCUUCUUAUGCUAAUGCAGGCAUCAUUGAACAGUACCUUGAAAAGAGUAAAGUUAACAAGGAAUUAAAUGACAGGAAGAGAUUGGCUACAAGUGGAGCAAACUUUGCUAGAGCUUACACUGUUGAAUUUGGCACCUGCAAAUUUCCUGAGAACUUCACUGGCUGCCAAGAUCUUGCCAAGCAGAAGAAAGUGCCAUUCAUCUCUGAUGAUUUGCAGUUGGAGUGUGAAGGGAAGGAUAAGUACAAGUGUGGUUCCAAUGUUUUUUGGAAAUGGUGAAGAGGGAAAACUCUGAUAAUAUUUUUAUCUAUUAAUUUUCACCAUGUAUGUGGUUUCAUAUUAAUGGAAGCUUACAUCUCUUUGUUUAGAAA